UAAAUACAGUCACAGUCAAUUCUGUGUGGUGCGACAGGGCAUUAGUUUCAGGCCUAUAAUGGGACGAUCAACAGACAGGACAUGUUUUCUACCUAAAGUUGGCUGCAGCAUUCAGAUUUCACAGAGUCUGUACAUUCGUGAGUUAUUUUAUUAAACUUCCUAAACUAAAGAGUCUGCAGAGAAAAAUAGGCAAAGAGCACAACAGAAAAAAAACACAUAAAGACAGAGAGAAAGAUAGGUAGAUAUAGAGUGAGUUAUUUAUUAUACCUUUUUCUGCUUUGGCAAUGUAAACAAAUGUUUCCCAAGCCCGUUAAAUCAAAUUUGAAUUGAAUUGUAACACGGACAGGGAGAGCAACAGACAGUGACUGAGACAGAUAAACAGAGAGAGUGAGACAUAAAAAAAACAGGGAGAGACAGACAGAAAGGCCACAGAGAAAAUGUGUGGGUGUGUGUGUGUGUGUGUGUGUGUGUAAGGCAGUCGUCACCUGUGUUGUUUGUGGAUGGAUGUUCAUCGGUGUGUGUGCUCAGUUUGCCCUGUGACCUCAGAAUAGAAGCAUUGUCUCGUUUGUUUGUUUUGUGUGUGUUUGUGUGUGUUUGAGUGAGGCCGGUCAUGUGUGCGUGGCUGCCUGCGAUAGUGUGGGUGCGUGUACUGGACUGGCCGACUCGUUUACGGGAAGCCCGUUCCCGGGGAACAGGGAGCUCAGAGGAAGAGAGAUGGGACCGGCUGAAUGGAGAAUGUGCCUCCCCUGAUCCAUCCUACCCUUGGCCCCUAGAAGGCCCCUUCUACACCACAAGACAAGCCCCUUCCCCCGUCCUGGGUCCGCCUGCCCCCAGCUCCCCCCCAGCCCUAUCCUGUGGCCCCCCCCUGCCCCCCACCACGUCUGCAGAGUGGGUGCCGGCCCCCUCCCCCGGGGGCACCAGUGAGGAGUUGAACGAGCCUCUGGACAAGCCUCUGGAGAAUGAUGCUGAGGGUGUGUGGAGCCCCGACAUCGAGCAGAGCUUCCAGGAGGCCCUGGCCAUCUACCCACCCUGCGGACGCAGGAAGAUCAUCCUCUCCGACGAGGGCAAGAUGUACGGACGGAAUGAGCUCAUAGCGCGGUACAUCAAGCUACGCACAGGGAAGACGCGGACAAGAAAGCAGGUGUCGAGUCACAUUCAGGUGCUAGCACGACGGAAGGCUCGGGAGAUCCAGGUGAAGCUGAAGGUACGCUACGACCAGGCUGCCAAAGACAAGGCCCUUCAGAGUAUGGCUACCAUGUCCUCCGCCCAGAUCAUCUCAGCCACUGCCUUUCAAAACAAGAUGGCUCUUCAGGGGCUGUCCAGGCCGCCAUAUCCCACAGCCGGCGGGUUUUGGCAUGGGAGUCUCUCAGGACAGCCUGGAGGUCCUGAAGACAUUAAGCCCUUUUCCCAGCAGAGCUACGCCAUGCAAGCAUCCGGCCCACCCCCCAUAACAGGCUAUGAGAGCACAGCAGGCCUGCCGAUGUCGCCGGGCACCCCCCCGUGGCAGGGCCGUAGUAUCGCCAGUUCCCGGCUCCGCAUGCUGGAGUUCUCCGCCUUCCUGGAGCAGCCACAGGACCCAGAGACUUUCAACAAACACCUGUUUGUGCACAUCGGUCAGUCCAACCCCACCUUCAGUGACCCGUACCUGGAGGCAGUGGACAUCAGGCAGAUCUACGACAAGUUCCCUGAGAAGAAGGGUGGGCUGAAGGAGCUGUUUGAGAAGGGGCCACCCAAUGCUUUCUUCCUCGUCAAGUUCUGGGCUGAUUUAAGUGCCAACCUGCAGGAUGACAGCAGUUUCUUCUAUGGUGUAUCCAGUCAGUACGAGAGCUCUGAAAACAUGAUCAUCACCUCCUCCACUAAGGUCUGCUCUUUCGGGAAGCAGGUGGUGGAAAAAGUUGAGACAGAGUAUGCACGCUUUGAGAAUGGCCGCUAUGUGUUCAGGAUUCACCGGUCCCCACUGUGUGAAUAUAUGAUCAACUUCAUCCACAAGCUCAAACAUCUGCCCGAAAAGUAUAUGAUGAACAGUGUUCUGGAGAACUUCACCAUUCUGCAGGUGGUGUCCAACAGGGACACACUGGAGACCCUGCUUUGCGUCGCCUAUGUCUUCGAGGUGUCCACCAGUGAGCACGGAGCCCAGCACCACAUCUACAGGCUUGUCAAAGACUGAGACUGGCCACCAAUAACAACAGCCAGCCCAGCCAUGGACAGUACCCUGCAAGCACCACACGACUGUCUGUCAGGAGGACCCAAAGAAGCACUUGGCGGAUUGCUCGCCCCGUGAACCCAGUGUGGAAGAGCUGGAAGUGGGGAAUCGGGAGUGAAUUAUACGCGUGUGAUGUGAGCGAAAAUCGAAGGGUGGGAACCUUCGUUGCGGUAUCUAAAUGUACUGUGGUUCUUACACGAGGAGCCAAACGUCAAGGCAAUGCAUGAAAAAAAAAAAAAUCCCCUCUCCUUCAUCUCAUUUUAAUAGUGCUUGCUUGUUUGAUUUUGUUUCUUUUUACACAGCUGCAUGAGCUGGGAUGUUUGAUUGUCCAUGAGCGCCACCUAAUGACUUCUAAUGUAUAUUACACACCGAAGAAAGCAGAGGGCACGAGGACAGACAGGACUGAAAACCCCAUGACUGCACGACCAUAUCAUUGUUUUUGGUGCCAAUGUUUGUGUUGUUUGAGUAAAAUGAUGUACAGUACCACAGCCAUCCCCUCCAAGUCUCUACUGAAAAUGGCAACACUAUGAUUCAAAGAAAUGUUGUAUCCAUUGGAUUUGAUGUCAAAAUGUAAAUGUAAUGUUUUUUUGGACUAUUGCUGAAUGACACUGAGUACAACCUACUGUUAACUGGGGUUGAACCAGGUUGCAAUCUGCCAUCUGGCACUGAUGACUUGUUACAGUAUAAAGAAACUGGUGCAGCUGCACUUCUUUCUCGCUUGGAACUGAAGUUUAAGAUGGAAAAACAUGUGCAACUCCACAGAAAUCGUACUUGACAGAUCAUGUUGCUUGGUAUUUGUUCUUCAUGUGAUCUACUGAGAAUAAUAUAAGAAAAUAUCAAAUAAUAGUAUUGUUAUAUAAAUAAUAAAGCAAUGAUUUAAGUUUU
This is a messenger RNA of Esox lucius (northern pike), 3088 nucleotides long. Its product is annotated as transcriptional enhancer factor TEF-3. Lineage: Eukaryota; Metazoa; Chordata; Actinopteri; Esociformes; Esocidae. Bases 611 to 2167 code for a protein of 518 amino acids. Gene Ontology annotation, cellular component: transcription regulator complex. The transcript is spliced from 12 exons. The record is from RefSeq and is a predicted model, not a curated record. Gene Ontology annotation, molecular function: RNA polymerase II cis-regulatory region sequence-specific DNA binding; DNA-binding transcription factor activity, RNA polymerase II-specific. Gene Ontology annotation, biological process: regulation of transcription by RNA polymerase II; embryonic organ development; hippo signaling.